GCUCCUCCUCCGCUGUAACCGGGAAGAAGUCGCUAAAUCUCAGCCCGGCGGCAGCUCGACGCGGUGAAACACGAGCAGCGGAUUAACAGAGAGCUGCAGCAGACGAUUCUACACCACAGAAGACUGACAGAGAGGUUACAGCAGAAGGUCUCCGGAGAAAGAAUGCUGACUGACUGGAUGGUCCAGCUCAGCUCCUGGUAGAGAUGUCAGAGCCUGCAGGACGCUGCUCCGUCUCCUCCAUCUCCUCCAUCUCUCUGGUGGAGAUCAAGGCCGAUACUCAUCUGGUGCUCCAAGCUUUCCUCCAUCGGACUCUUUCGGUUCCCCCCAAAGAGCGACCUGGCCAGGUGGGCGGAGCCUACAACGACUACAACAAGUACAGCCACAAGCCACAACCACGGCCGAAGGAUGACAGGGAUUCUCAGGAAGACGUCAGCUCUGCGGACGAGAAGAAGAUUGGAUUUAAGGACUUCAUCAAGCAGCUGCCUCGUAGAAACACUGCACGGCGUCACGCCAAAGACCCCAGAGGCUCCCUGGACAGAAGCAACAAGGCGAAACACCCCAAGGACCCGGCAGAAGAUGACGUCAUAUCUCCAUCGUCUUCAUCCGAAGAAGAAGACGGUGAGAAGAAACCGCAGAAGAAGCUGAACCACAAGAUUAGGAAAAGGCUCUCCAAGUUCUUCAAGUUAAAGUUGGAGAAGGAGAAGAACAAGGAGGAGAAUGUGUCUCAUCCUCAGAGGCCCUCUACUUUAGCGAUAGAUAGAGGAGCAGAGCCGCCACCAGACAUCGUCUCUCCCAACCAUCCUCCUGAGUUCUACAAUCAGGUCGCAGAGAAACUGGAACAGAUCGCACAGAAGUCCACCAGCAUAAAGAAACCGAGUCCCAUGGCUGCUGCGCUGCCAGCAGUGUGUGAUAAAGAGACGGUGGUGCAGCAGCUGGUUCAGGUUCUUUCUCUGGAGGGCGACACCAUCAACACUAAGAUCCAGUCGGACCCCUUCCUGCGCACCAGCCUGGCUCGUCUUUCGUACCCGUCGUUUGCCAAACUUCUGGACACGUUCAGCAGCAGUCAGGCGUCCGCGGCAGCAGUCCUGCCGCCGCCAGCCAGUCCAACGCUACAACGCAUGGCGGUCACCAUGGAGGUGUCGCGGCGGAUAGUCACGGCCACCGGAACCCAGCGAAUGCAGGGCUUUGCAGAGUGCUACAUGGAGAACUUUGCCCCAUGGGUGAAGAAACACGGAGGAUGGGAGAACGUGGUGGUUCUGGAGGAGCACGCAGAGUACGACUGAGCUCCAGCCGUCUAGUUAUUCCAGCUGAAGCAUGAGCUCUGGAUUAUAACGUGAAGACAGAUGGAUGCACUGUGCUCUGCUGUCCUGCAGAGUGUCUUCUGGACUCUAGAAGGUUCUUUGAUUCUUGUGAAUCUGGGCAUCGGAAAAUCCUUCUACCUGGAUUUUGUUUUACAGAAGAAGAAGAAGAAGAAGAAGCUAUUUGUUUACUUAAGUUAUUUUACCCGAACUGUCGAUUAAUUUGAGUUAGAGCCGGUUCUAACUGUGUCUUCAGGUUUGUUUGUGGGCUACUUACAUUCAGAUCUCAGUUCUGACCUUACAGACGACAUUUUAAUCUCGGAUUCCUUUUAGUGAAAUAAUUCUACCGGUUGCAGGAGUAGAUUCCUGUGAUUCAUAUCUGGAAAAGAAAGAAUAAAGUAAUAAAGUACAAAGAAUAAAGUAAACUGCUGUGCUCAUAUCACAACAGUGACAUUCACCUCGAGAUUUGUAUUAGACCACAGGGAAAGUUGAACCACUUUCCUGCUUUUCCCUCCUUGUGUUUAGAUUGUAAAAUGUAAUUGAACAAACUAUUUAUGGUGGAGACUCUUCCUGUCAUCCAGUUUUGUAGCUGACUGGUGGUCAAGUAGCGAUCAUGUCUCUCAACCGUUCCGUUUUUAAAUAUUGGCUAUUUAAUUUUGCGUUCUUUUAAUGUCCGUUCUUCCUCGACUGCAGCCUUCCUGGUUUAUACAAUCUGUUAUCUAAUGUGAACAAAUGUCAGCUGAGCCUCAAACCACCUGACAAACAGCUGAUCACCAUCACAUCCACUGGCAGGUGAACAAUAAACACUAAUUUUAAGGAG
This is a messenger RNA of Stegastes partitus (bicolor damselfish), 2118 nucleotides long. RefSeq names its product BCL2 like 12 (gene bcl2l12). Lineage: Eukaryota; Metazoa; Chordata; Actinopteri; Pomacentridae. Bases 204 to 1283 code for a protein of 359 amino acids. The record is from RefSeq and is a predicted model, not a curated record. The transcript is spliced from 10 exons. Gene Ontology annotation, biological process: regulation of extrinsic apoptotic signaling pathway.